GACGUCACAAAAGUAUUCUCCAGCUGGGAACGAUAAUGUCAUCAAAUUAGUGGAGAUUAUGGCGGUUCGUAGAUGAACGAAAUCUGAACGACAGAACAGUUAGGAUGCUGUUUGGAUUGCGAAUGCUUUAGUGAAAUCGCUACCAUUUAUUGCCUAAUAAGCAAAGCUAGAUUUGACGAUUUGGUUUGGCCUGAUUUGUAAUCCUGAUCAAGAACGAGCCUGCUGUUCUGCGCACAGGAUGGAUAACGUCUUGAAAUUCUCUAGGUUUUUUUACUCGAGAAAGAAAUAUGGGCGUAAGAUAGGCUUAUGAUCGAAACAAAAAUACUGCCAUGUCUCCAACAUGUAUUGAUGUGGAUUUCUAUCGCUGACCCAGUAUGCCGUGCUGCCAAUAGCGCUGCUUCGUGGUUUCCCCGUGUGACUAAUCUACCAAGCAGGAUUUUUUUUUAACGGUUCAGCGGCUCACGGGUGAAUUAACCCAAUGUAUAUCCUUGGAAAGAUCAUAUAAAUUGGAGGAGGAUGAACAUGGAUAUGCAAAUGUUUGUUUUAGAGGGAUACAAACGUUAACGAGCUGACAGAGUGGAACUUGUGCACUUUACACACAAACUUGUAUUCCCUUCCAGCAUCGACCUUUGCUGCCCGCACACUAUUGGAAUGUGUCUGCCAAUCAUCUUCUGUGUCGGUUAUCGUGAAUGCCAGAUUGAGAAUGACAAUUGCGAUACCCUGUUUUGUUUCAUCCGCACCGAUGCUUGCCAUCAUGCAACAGUAGCCUACGUUACUGUUAAUUGGAGUUCACUUUUAUCAGGGGAAUUUAUUAUCUAACUGUAUUGGAAAUCAUGUCGGGCUAAAGGGAACUUCAUCCUGAAACCACCUUCAAUCCACCAUACCAACCUCUAGCAGCUAACGUUAGAGGAAAACAUUCAAACGCCUCUCCGCUGUUUCACAACCGCGUCAGUUUGAAUAACCAAGCAAAAUGGGAGAACAACCGAUCUUCAGCACUCGGGCCCAUGUUUUUCAGAUUGAUCCCAACACCAAGAAGAACUGGGUACCAACCAGUAAGCAUGCAGUCACAGUCUCCUACUUCUAUGACAGCACACGUAAUGUCUACCGCAUCAUCAGUCUUGAUGGCUCCAAGGCCAUCAUUAACAGUACCAUCACUCCCAACAUGACCUUCACCAAAACAUCUCAGAAGUUUGGCCAAUGGGCUGACAGCCGAGCCAAUACAGUCUACGGCCUUGGCUUCUCCUCAGAGAGUCAAUUGGUUAAGUUUGCAGAAAAAUUUGCAGAGUUUAAGGAGGCCGCACGUCUGGCGAAAGAGAAGUCCCAAGAGAAGAUGGAACUGGCUACCACUCCUUCCCAAAUAACUCUUCCCUCUCCCACACAGGAAUUAGCAACAGGUGACCUCCAGUCACCUCUGACACCGGAAAGUGUUAAUGGCACUGAGGAUGAGAGGCUGAUGCCUGAUGCAACCCAGAACACAGACCUGCGUGUAGAUUCUAAUUCAAUGCUUUUCCCUCACAGCAGCUCCACCAUAACCAAGCACUGGGAGGCAGAGCUUACGGCCCUGAAGGGGAACAAUGCCAAGCUGACUGCAGCACUGCUGGAGUCUACAGCCAAUGUCAAGCAGUGGAAGCAGCAGCUGGCAGCCUACCAGGAGGAGGCUGAGCGAUUGCACAAAAGAGUGACGGAGCUAGAGUGUGCGAGUAGCCAAACCAGUGGUAUUAAGAUCCAAAAGACAGAGCUCAAUCAGACUAUAGAGGAACUGGAGGCAGUGCUGAAAACCAAGGAAGAGGAGCUGGAGCAGCUAAGAGAAAAAGUACAACAUGCCAAUCACCUGCAGACCCAAAGGGAUUCAGUUUCUGAGAAACUUAAGGAGACAGAGUUACAUAAUCAAGAGCUGGAGGUGCAACUUCGUGAACUAGAGCGACGUUUGGAGAGCAGUCAGCAUGAGCAGGAAGCCUUCAGGAAGAGCUUGGGUUCUCUGCUAGAGUUGCUAGAUGGCAAAAUCUUUGAGCUGACUGAGCUUCGUGACAGCCUUGCAAAGCUAAUUGAGGGCAGCUAGGGACUGCAGAAUCACUCACUGUAGGCAGAGAUUACUAAAUUAUGCCGUAGAGGCACAACUGAAUUGCUGUUUACACAUAUACUCAACACACAAACCUCACAACACACACACCUGUACAUGUUCACAUAUGUAUGCAAAUGUGUCUCACAUGCACAGAGAAACUCUCCACAUACAUAUACCCUCACACAGGAUCCCUGUGAGAAAAUUCUGGUACCAACACAAGGACAUGUGACCUAAGAGUUUUCUUUCUUUUUUCAUCUUUCCUUUUGUUCCUUUUUCAUCCCCUACCUAGUUUGUAUUCCGCUAUGAGGACUCCUCCAAGUGAGACUGGAUUUAUAUCCUGUGUGUUUGGUUCUCCUGUUGUUAUAUGCUAGGACAUUGCAGUGGAUUAUUUAUUUAUUUUUUCGCAGUGUCCUGUUCAGGAUUUUUUUCAAUAGUCAAUAUGAUUAUUGUAAUUGCAUAUGUAGGUGCCUGUACCAAGAGCCAUGUACAGACUGACUGACUUAUUGACUGACUGACUGACUGACUGAACUUGCCUGCUGUUAUCAGCUGUUCAUCAGAUGAACAGAUUCCGCCUCUGGUAAAAUGUCUCAGAAAUUCUGGGAAAUUGAAAGACUAGGACUAAGAUAAGCAAUCCAAUUUCCAAGCCAAAAUCUCUGGCCCUCUCUUGGUGGCUUCAUGAUCCCUUUUACAGAUGAGCGCAGUCAUGUGGUCAACGUUCAAAAAGUGAUAUCUAAAUUGGACAGGAACACUCCACUAUUUGAGCAAUACAAAAUAAACCAAUGGAUGAGACUGAAUAAUGGGAAUGCAGUCUCACUAUCAGGUAUCUACUUCCUUCUUUUUAACAUGGGGCGGGGACAACAUCCAUCAUCUAUGAUUUUUUUUAGAAAAAUAUGAAUACUUGGAAUUUUUAGUGCACGUGUGGGAAAAAAAAGCCUUGUAUGAGUUAAAUGAAACAAGUGAUGUUUACUUGUUAUCAUUUUGUUCCAUUCCUUUUAAGAUGCAUUCUUUCUUGGUUAUGUGUGGAUAUAAAAAUAAUUGCAAACAUUGCUAUUCAUUAUUUAAUUAAAUUAGAAAUGUGUAUAUAUCAGUUGGCCACAUGACAUAUUUUUCAAUGUUUGAUAUAUGAAUGUCCUGGUUUUUUGAAGUAAUGGCAAUAUUUUUCAACUAUUUAAAAGUGGAUAUGAAAGAUAAAUAAUGAAGAUAAGAAUUUUUUUCCUUUGCCAAAAUGUUUUCCUGUACAACCUUUUUGCAAGAGUUGCCUUUGGUACAAAGCCAUGCGUCAAGGGUAACUGAUUAUGGUACUUUUGUGGGGUCAUUAUUGCCAAAAAUCUGUGUCUGAUGUAAAACAAAUAAAAUACAAUACAAACUUGGAACUCUUUAAGGGCUUGUAGUUGGUUCUCAUGCACUGGAAACAGUUUGAUGAGUAUGUAGUAGUAUGACUUUCUCAUACAUUUUA
Molecule: messenger RNA, 3518 nt
Organism: Alosa alosa (allis shad)
Lineage: Eukaryota; Metazoa; Chordata; Actinopteri; Clupeiformes; Clupeidae
Product: homer protein homolog 1-like
Exons: 9
Coding region: 971-2059 (362 amino acids)
Biological process (GO): G protein-coupled glutamate receptor signaling pathway; regulation of store-operated calcium entry
Cellular component (GO): postsynaptic density; plasma membrane; cytoplasm
Molecular function (GO): G protein-coupled glutamate receptor binding
Source: RefSeq, a predicted model, not a curated record